UCAUGACUGGGCUGCGGGGGCGAACGUAGUGAGUUCGCAGACGUCCGACUGUAAUAAAGACCAAUCAACAUUUAAUAUUUUGUUAUCCUACUUAAUAUGUAUUACCAGACAGUUUACUAUAAAACAUUUCAAAAUUCGAGCAAUAAGCAUUCAUGCAGUACAAGGAGUUUGACUCUACACACUAAAGCUUAUCGUAACUCUCGAGAAGAAAAAUUUGGAACGAAAAUGCCUCCCAAACCUGGUGUUGCUUCAAAAGGCGGAAAGAAAGCAGGCAAGAAAGCUGGAGUUGGUGGUGAUAAGAAGAGACGAUCAAAACGUAAAGAAAGCUAUGCAAUCUACAUUUACAAAGUCUUGAAACAAGUUCAUCCCGACACUGGUAUUUCCAGCAAAGCCAUGGGUAUCAUGAACUCCUUUGUCAACGAUAUUUUCGAGCGAAUUGCUGGCGAAGCUUCACGAUUAGCUCACUACAACAAGAAAUCAACGAUUUCUUCCCGAGAAAUCCAGACUGCUGUUCGUCUGCUCUUGCCUGGAGAGUUGGCAAAACACGCCGUCAGCGAAGGAACGAAAGCCGUGACGAAGUACACAAGCAGCAAGUAAAAAGGUUUCCAAAACCUAACUAAAAAAAAAAA
Messenger RNA from Dendronephthya gigantea, 629 nucleotides. RefSeq names its product histone H2B, gonadal-like. The transcript has a single exon. NCBI's taxonomy places the organism in Eukaryota, Metazoa, Cnidaria, Anthozoa, Malacalcyonacea, Nephtheidae. The coding region runs from base 97 to 597 and encodes 166 amino acids. Gene Ontology annotation, molecular function: structural constituent of chromatin; protein heterodimerization activity; DNA binding. The record is from RefSeq and is a predicted model, not a curated record. Gene Ontology annotation, cellular component: nucleosome.